UAAUACAGCCUUUCCUUUAGGAACAACAAACGCAUAUAAAAAAAAAAAGUCUUUUUGGAUCUACCAACAUGCUUCCAAGGAGUAGAACUCUUCCCCCCAGAAUCAAUAAUGGAGUUAUUGAAGAAAGACAAGACAUUAGGCACUACAUGCAAGUCGAAAUCCAACCCAAGAACACUACAUCAGACAGUGAAUCCAUCAUUCCCUUAGCAAACUAUUCCAAGUGUUUCGACGAUGAUGGUCGUCUGAAAAGAACAGGCACUUUCUGGACGGCGACAUCGCAUAUAAUAACCGCAGUUAUUGGAUCAGGAGUUCUAUCGCUGGCAUGGGCGGUGGCUCAACUAGGAUGGGUGGCCGGACCUGCAGUUAUGCUUCUCUUUGCCUUUGUUAUUCUCUUUACAUCAAAUCUUCUUUCUCAGUGCUACAGAUCGGGUGAUCCAAUCACCGGCCAGAGGAACUACACUUACAUGGAUGCUGUCAAAGCCAAUUUAGGAGGAAGAAAGGUGGCAAUAUGCGGUGCCAUCCAAUACCUGAACCUGUUUGGAACUGCUAUAGGCUACACCAUUGCAGCAUCCGUGAGCAUGAUGGCAAUAAAAAGAGCAAAUUGUUUCCACAAGAACCGGGACAAUCCAUGUCACAUGUCGAGCAAUGGGUACAUGAUAGCGUUUGGAUUCUCGGAGAUUUUACUCUCCCAAAUACCCGAUUUCGACCAAGUUUGGUGGUUGUCAAUUGUUGCUGCUAUCAUGUCUUUUACUUACUCUGCUGUUGGCCUUGCACUAGGCAUUGCAAAAGUUGUGGAAAAUGGGAUGAUUCAAGGGAGCCUAACUGGUAUCAGUAUUGGAUCCAUCACAAAAUCUGGUCAAUUAGUAACAUCUACACAGAAGAUUUGGAGAAGUCUUCAAUCACUAGGAGCCAUAGCUUUUGCUUAUUCUUUUUCUAUCAUCAUGCUAGAGAUACAAGACACCUUAAAAUCGCCGCCAGCAGAGUACAAAACUAUGAAGAAGGCUACUUCGGUUAGCAUUGCGGUUACCACAUCUUUCUACUUGUUGUGUGGAUGCUUUGGUUAUGCUGCCUUUGGAGAUGAUUCCCCAGGGAAUCUUCUCACUGGCUUCGGCUUUUAUGACCCAUAUUGGCUCCUUGACAUAGCUAAUGUUGCUAUCAUAGUCCAUCUCUUCGGUGCCUAUCAGGUUUACUGCCAGCCUUUAUAUGCAUUUGUCGAGAAAUGGGCAGCUCAAAAAUGGUCGAAGAGUGACUUCGUGACAGCCGAAUAUGAUUUACCCAUCCCUUUUGUAUCCGGUGUGUACAAUGUAAAUUUCUUCCGAAUAGUAUGGAGGACUAUGUUUGUGGUGGUGACAACUUUGAUAGCCAUGCUCAUGCCUUUCUUCAACGAUGUGGUUGGUUUACUUGGAGCACUCGGGUUUUGGCCCUUAACAGUGUACUUUCCCAUUCAAAUGUACAUUUCUCAGAAGAAGAUAAGAAAGUGGUCAAGUCGGUGGAUUGCGCUUCAAACACUCAGCGCCACAUGCCUUGUAGUUUCGGUUGCUGCAGCGGUUGGCUCCAUAGCAGGAGUUGUUCUUGAUCUCAAAACUUAUAAACCUUUCAAGACCAGUUAUUGAUGAAAGAAGAUGUUUAAUAUAAUUAGACUAUAUUGGUUGUUAUUAUUGGUUAUAAUAGGCUCUGAGCUUUAUUUAUGUAACAAUUUGAUCUUUCAAUAAAUCAUCUGCUCAAC
Molecule: messenger RNA, 1726 nt
Organism: Impatiens glandulifera
Lineage: Eukaryota; Viridiplantae; Streptophyta; Magnoliopsida; Ericales; Balsaminaceae
Product: amino acid permease 4-like
Exons: 8
Coding region: 69-1613 (514 amino acids)
Cellular component (GO): plasma membrane
Source: RefSeq, a predicted model, not a curated record